This is a messenger RNA of Gossypium arboreum, 2340 nucleotides long. RefSeq names its product amino-acid permease BAT1 homolog. Gene Ontology annotation, molecular function: L-alanine transmembrane transporter activity; L-glutamate transmembrane transporter activity; gamma-aminobutyric acid transmembrane transporter activity. Bases 669 to 2219 code for a protein of 516 amino acids. Gene Ontology annotation, biological process: gamma-aminobutyric acid transport; transmembrane transport. The record is from RefSeq and is a predicted model, not a curated record. Gene Ontology annotation, cellular component: membrane. The transcript has 8 exons. NCBI's taxonomy places the organism in Eukaryota, Viridiplantae, Streptophyta, Magnoliopsida, Malvales, Malvaceae.
ACUUCACAAUGAACAGCGUGUGGGAAUCUUCUCUUGAUUUGCCUUUGCGGUCAUCGUUUCCACACGUUGAAACCACCAUUUAUUCAGCAUUGAAUUACUAACGAUUGGUUGGUGGCAUUGUAGUCGACGAGCAAUCAAUUUCAUUUUAACAUGUGUUAAAAAAUAUAUUAAAUUUAUGAUCAUUUCAGUGGCUCUGUGUCAAAUAAAAAAUUAAAUUAAAUUAACUGAAAAUGGAAAAAAGAUAAUCAUGCAAGCAAUUGGAUUCGCUCUAUGCUUGUGUACAGCUUGAACUUAGUGUGUUUGACCAUCCACCAUCCUGGCCUCGAAUUUCCCAUUUUUUUUCCUACUUACUGUAUCUGACAAAAAAAAGACCAUUUCUUUAAUUUGACAUCAAUGCACAGCAGAGCGUGAAACCCUCUAUUUGACCAGUGAAGUUAUCACAAAUUUUCAUUGAUCUGACUUUUAUAUGGGAUCUGAUGUGCAUAUGAUCUUUGAUUAAUCAUUAAAUAAUUCAUAAGGACACAAGAAUCACAGAGAGUGAUUGGUUAUCCAGUAAGGAAGAAGAGAACAGAGGAAAAAAAAAAAAAGGAAAGAAAGAAAAACAACCCAAUAUCCUUUUCCUUUUUCUCCUUUCCAUUGUGAAAAGUACGGUUCCGGUCAGCCAAAAAAUGGGUCUUCCAUCUCAUACAGUUGAAAAUGGGAGCGUUUUGGUGGAUUCAGGGCAGUCCCGUCUCAGAGAGCUUGGCUACAAACAAGAGCUCAAGCGUGAUUUAUCGGUGUUUUCGAAUUUUGCGUUUUCAUUUUCCAUCAUAUCAGUGCUUACUGGUAUCACCACACUCUACAACACUGGGUUGACUUUUGGUGGACCAAUCUCUUUGGUUUAUGGUUGGUUUAUAGCUGGUGGGUUUACCAUGUUUGUUGGGUUAUCAAUGGCCGAAAUCUGUUCCUCUUACCCAACUUCUGGUGGCCUUUAUUAUUGGAGUGCUAGGCUUGCUGGCCGAAAUUGGGCACCCUUUGCCUCUUGGCUCACUGGCUGGUUCAAUAUUGUUGGUCAGUGGGCUGUUACAACAAGUGUAGAUUUCUCACUUGCACAACUGAUUCAGGUGAUAAUUCUCCUUAGCACAGGUGGAAAAAAUGGUGGUGGAUAUGAAGCAUCUAAAUAUGUAGUCAUUGCUUUCCAUGGGGCAAUUCUAUCUAUGCAUGCUAUAAUAAACAGUCUUCCCAUUUCAGUUUUAUCUUUCUUUGGGCAGCUAGCUGCUGUAUGGAAUCUUCUAGGUGUUGUUCUUCUUAUGAUCCUCAUACCCUCAGUUGCUACGGAGAGGGCUAGUGCCAAGUUUGUGUUCACUCAUUUCAACACUGAUAAUGGAGAGGGAAUAAACAGUAAAGUCUAUAUUUUUGUUCUUGGGCUUCUUAUGAGUCAAUAUACCCUUACUGGAUAUGAUGCAUCUGCUCAUAUGACAGAGGAAACCAAGAAUGCUGAUAAGAAUGGACCAAAAGGAAUAAUUAGUGCCAUUGGGAUAUCUAUUAUUUUUGGAUGGGGUUACCUACUCGGUAUUACCUUUGCAGUUACCGACAUCCCAUAUCUUUUGAGUGAAGAUAAUGAUGCCGGAGGCUAUGCUAUCGCUGAAAUAUUUUACCUUGCAUUUAAGAAUAGAUAUGGCAGUGGUGUUGGGGGAAUUAUUUGCUUGGGAGUGAUUGGAAUUGCCAUAUUCUUUUGCGGUAUGAGUUCCGUUACUAGCAACUCAAGGAUGGUUUAUGCGUUCUCGAGAGACGGUGCCAUGCCAUUGUCAUCUUUGUGGCAUAAAGUGAACAAGCAGGAGGUUCCUAUAAAUGCAGUUUGGCUCUCUGCAUUUAUCUCCUUUUGUAUGGCACUAACGUCUCUAGGAAGCUUGGUGGCAUUUCAGGCCAUGGUAUCUAUUGCAACAAUAGGACUAUACAUCGCUUACGCCCUACCAAUAUUCUUUAGGGUAAGCUUGGCUCGGAAAUCGUUUGUCCCAGGACCCUUCAACCUCGGGCGCUAUGGAGUGGUGGUUGGUUGGAUCGCAGUGCUAUGGGUGGCGACCAUCUCGGUCCUCUUCUCAUUGCCUGUUGCCUAUCCAGUCACCUCUGAGACACUCAACUACACGCCUGUUGCUGUUGGUGGUCUGCUUGUUAUUACUGUUUCUUGGUGGAUCGUUAGUGCUCGACAUUGGUUUACUGGUCCCAUUACCAACAUAUAAAAUACACGUCUUUAAGAUUAAAUAACAAUAAUAGAAAAAUACGUUUUGUUCAUAUAUUUUUAUCAAAUUCAAAUCGCCUUUUAGAUUUAUUUAUUUAUUUAUUAAUACCUGAAUUACUUAA